UUUUAUAGUAUUAAUAACGAGAGUUACAAAUGCAUGGGAGGAAAUGUGAUUCUGGAUACACAUGAUCUGGUGUAUGUGUCAGAAAAGUUAGACAGACUGAAGAAGGAUAACAUUGAGUACAUCCGAUCCAUCAUAGACAUCAUCGUCAUUCUACACAAUAUGAAAUCCAAAUAUCUCAAGAGCAAAAUACCCUUACCAGCACCACUCAUCAGGAGCUUGAAGAAGCCAGAAAAAAUCAUCGAAGUAUUAGAAGUGCCGCCAUCUAAAUGGUUCGAAGAGUUGCAAAUCAAAAUCUUUAAUACCACAGAUGCCAAAGAUGCUGAUGUCAAUAGUGCUUUGAUGCAGCUAGGUCGUUUCUCGCAAAUGGGCGUAAGGACGGUCCCACACUGCAGAGCAAGAUUAUGUUUGCUAGUUAUGUCGAUGCCAGCAUAUGAUCUCUGUAAAAUCUCAAUGCAAUUAGCAAUCAGAUUUGUUUUGGAGGAAAUAUUGACUGGUCAAGCUGAAGAAUAUUAA
Messenger RNA from Patella vulgata (common limpet), 513 nucleotides. RefSeq lists its product as uncharacterized. NCBI's taxonomy places the organism in Eukaryota, Metazoa, Mollusca, Gastropoda, Patellidae. The transcript has 4 exons. The record is from RefSeq and is a predicted model, not a curated record. The annotation marks the transcript as partial.